Molecule: messenger RNA, 1438 nt
Organism: Pseudogymnoascus destructans
Lineage: Eukaryota; Fungi; Ascomycota; Leotiomycetes; Thelebolales; Thelebolaceae
Exons: 2
Coding region: 386-1438 (350 amino acids)
Molecular function (GO): oxidoreductase activity, acting on the CH-OH group of donors, NAD or NADP as acceptor
Source: RefSeq, a predicted model, not a curated record
UCUACUGCUAUAUCUACUACUACAAUGAUUUACAGAGUACUUAUAUCUCUCCAAUUGAGGGAUAGAUGACGUGGCAUCCCUAGGUCGUGGUUGUGAGGUCCGGCGCUCGGAGGAGCUCCCAUUUCUCGCCAAAAUGGCCAAGUCCAGCAUGGCAGAAUGGGAACGAUUCAAACGGGUCCGGACAAAACCACCGAGUAAGCGCCGCCAACCUUCUCAUCCCAUCUUUCCUACGAAAAUAAUUUCUUCUAUUAUGCUCUCUUCCCACUUCUAGAAAUAUUCUCAUCUGCUGGCACAUAGAAAUUUUCUCUCCCAUUCACGACCGUCCUUCUCAAUCUCUCUACUCCAUCUAUCUCAAUUCACCGCGCAGCUUCCACCAUCACCAACAAUGGCGAUCCACGCCCACCCCUCCCCCCCCUCCGACUCCUGGGCCUCCCCCCUCUCAAUCGACCUCCUCCUCAAAGUCGCCAACGUAACCUUCCUCCACCCCUUCGUCGCCUGGAUUAUCCCCCUCUGCCUGCGCGCCCAAGUCUACCCAUGGAGCAGUCCCGUCAUGCAAUCCGCGAUCCUGUACGCCUCCCUCCUAUCACUCUUCUUCUUCCUCGGCAUCCUCAACCGACAAAUCGCGUACUCGAAGCCGCGCGUCGUCGAUCUGGGCGAGGAGGUUAUUGUGAUUACGGGGGGGGCGAGUGGCUUGGGGUUGCUGGUCGCGGAGGUGUAUGGGAUGAGGGGGGCGACGGUGGCGGUGCUGGAUGUGGUGGAGUUGGAGGCGGGGGAGGCGAGGGGGGUGACGGUUUAUAAGUGUGAUGUUGGGGAUGCGAAGCAGGUCGCGAAGGUAGCGGCGCAGAUUGAGCGAGAGCUCGGCCCACCAACAAUCCUCAUCAACAACGCCGGCGUCGUAAACGGCGGCACCCUCCUCGACACAAGCAUAGACCGCAUCCAACACAGCAUCUCCGUCAACCUCCUCGCCCACUUCUACACCCUCAAAGCCUUCCUCCCCGGCAUGAUCCGCACCGGCCACGGCACCAUCGUCACCAUCUCCAGCGUGCUGGGCACCACCGGCGCCGCGCGUCUCACCGACUACUCUGCCUCCAAAGCCGGGGUAACCGCUCUGCACACCUCUCUCACCGCCGAACUCAAGCAGUAUCCCGAUAUCAAAACGGUCUUAGUGACGCCAGGACAGCUGAGCACGCCGCUGUUCGCGGGGGUGCAGACGCCGAGCGGGUUCUGGGCGCCGGUCGUGGAGCCAGUGGAGGUGGCGAAGGAGAUUGUGAGGGUGCUGGAUGGGGGGGGGAGUGAGGUGUUGGCGAUGCCGGUGUAUGCGAGGUGGGUGGGGUGGGUGAAUGUGUUGCCGGUGGGGGUGCAGAGGGUGGUGAGGUGGGCGAGUGGGGUGGAUGUGGGGAUGGGGGGGUUUGUGGGGAGGGAGGGGAAGGGGGAGUAA